CGCUUCAUCAUCUCUCUUACAUAAUAACCGAAUAGUUCAAGAAAGUUUACAAAACAGGAGAGACAUAGUCGAUGGCUAAACAGAUGCAGAAGACCAGCAUGUUCAUCGAGCGAACUCCCGGCGAGUACGAGAAUGGCGAUAUCCAAAAGAACUUGGAUGACGACGGUCGAUCCAAGAGAACGGGGACUUGGGUUACCGCGAGUGCUCAUAUUAUCACUGCAGUGAUUGGGUCUGGUGUUUUAUCUCUUGCAUGGGCUAUUGCACAACUGGGAUGGGUGGCAGGACCGGCGGUUCUCAUGGCUUUCUCCUUCAUAACUUACUUUACUUCCACUCUUCUUGCUGAUUGUUAUAGAGCUCCUGAUCCUGUCCAUGGGAAGAGAAAUUAUACCUACAUGGAUGUUGUUAGAGCUUACUUAGGAGGAAGAAAAGUUCAGCUCUGCGGAUUGGCUCAGUAUGCAAAUCUUGUUGGGAUAACCGUUGGAUACACUAUCACAGCAUCAAUCAGCAUGGUGGCGGUGAAAAGGUCAAAUUGCUUCCACAAGCAUGGUCAUCAAGUGAAGUGCCAAACAUCAAACUACCCAUUCAUGGCCAUCUUCGCAGCCAUCCAACUCGUUCUGAGCCAAAUCCCCAACUUCGACAAGCUUUCUUGGCUCUCCAUUGUCGCCGCCGUCAUGUCUUUCGCUUAUUCUUCCAUCGGCCUCGGCCUCUCCAUUGCCAAAGUUGCAGGUGGGGGACAUGUGAGGACAACCUUAACGGGUGUAACAGUGGGGGUUGACGUGUCGGGAUCCGAAAAGGUUUGGAGGACCUUCCAAGCUAUCGGCGACAUCGCCUUUGCCUAUGCUUACUCCACUGUCCUCAUCGAGAUUCAGGACACAAUCAAAUCGAGCCCACCGGAGAACAAGUCUAUGAAAAGAGCAACUAGUGUUGGUGUUUCGACGACCACUUUGUUUUAUGUACUUUGCGGUGUUUUCGGAUAUGCCGCAUUCGGAAACGAUGCGCCGGGGAAUUUUCUUACAGGCUUUGGUUUUUAUGAACCGUUUUGGUUGAUUGACUUUGCCAACGUCUGCAUUGCCAUCCAUCUCAUUGGUGCAUACCAGGUCUUUGCACAACCGUUGUUCGGGUUCGUCGAGGGUUGGUGUUCGAGGAACUGGUCCGAUAACAAGUUCAUUACAGGUGAACGCGAGGUUGACAUUCCGUUCUACGGAAUUUACUACGUUAACUUCUUCAGGUUAGUGUGGAGGACAUCAUACGUUAUCGUAACUGCCGUCGUAGCAAUGAUAUUUCCUUUCUUCAACGAUUUCUUGGGUCUCAUCGGAGCCGGCUCGUUUUGGCCGUUAACGGUCUACUUUCCGAUAGAGAUGCACAUCGCGCAAACGAAAAUUCCCAGAUACUCGUUCAGGUGGAUAUGGUUAAAAAUACUUAGCUGGGUUUGUUUGGUGGUUUCACUCGUCGCUGCAGCCGGAUCCGUUCAAGGACUGAUUCAAAGCCUGAAGACAUAUAAACCUUUUCAGACUCAAGAAUAAUACUUUUAAUUGUUAACAAAUAUGAAAAAAAUUGUGCAAUAAGUAAGAAUCUGUAAUUUGUUCACCCUUCUUCUGUAUUUUGAAAUUUGAAUGUGCAUGUAGUGUGUUACCUUUUGAAAAACAAUGUUAAGACAGUUUCUGCGAUGUUGUUCA
Molecule: messenger RNA, 1676 nt
Organism: Hibiscus syriacus
Lineage: Eukaryota; Viridiplantae; Streptophyta; Magnoliopsida; Malvales; Malvaceae
Product: amino acid permease 6-like
Exons: 7
Coding region: 72-1523 (483 amino acids)
Cellular component (GO): plasma membrane
Source: RefSeq, a predicted model, not a curated record